Molecule: messenger RNA, 3692 nt
Organism: Mercurialis annua (annual mercury)
Lineage: Eukaryota; Viridiplantae; Streptophyta; Magnoliopsida; Malpighiales; Euphorbiaceae
Exons: 6
Coding region: 163-3657 (1164 amino acids)
Biological process (GO): regulation of DNA-templated transcription
Molecular function (GO): DNA binding
Source: RefSeq, a predicted model, not a curated record
UAUUAUGCUUUUAAAUAUUUCAGUUUUUCUUACUUUUAUUCCAUUGUUGCAUAGACAAUAUCACUUAUAUGUUUGGCAUAUUUAUUGCAAAUCCAGCCAUUAACCUGAUUAGUGCUAUAGCAUGUAUAAUUUUCACGUUGGCACAUACUUACAGAUUAUGAGAUGAAUCGAGAGUGGAUGUAUGUUAGAUAUCAAGGAGGAUAUUUGCAUCCAAGGUUUAUAGAAGGGGUAGAGGAAUUUGUGGAAUUUUCAAAACGACAUCCUGAUUGCAUGAAUGGUGAGAAGAUAAGAUGUCCAUGUGAUCAAAAAAAAUGUAGAAACAAAGGUUAUCUUGAGGAGGAUACUGUGAAAUAUCAUCUUGGAAAGUAUGGAUUCAUGAAAAAUUAUUAUUGCUGGUAUAGUCAUGGAGAGACUUUUGUACCCACUCCAAUCCAACCUACUCCUAGCAUGGAUUUAGAACAUGAAUUCCAUGAAACUGAAACAACUAAUCAUGGUGAUUUCUUCAAAUCAAUGAUGCAAGAUGUUAUUGGUCCUUCUGAAGUUCCCCAUUCAAUAGAAGAGAGUCCAAAUUUAGAAGCCCAGCGUUUGUAUGACAUGCUUCGGGCAUCUGAACAAGAGUUGUGGGAAGGAAAUCCUGGCGGACAUUCUCAAUUAUCCGCUGUUGCGAGAUUGAUGAAUUUAAAGGCGGAGUUUCAUUUUCCAGAAAGGUUAUAUGAUGAGUUUUGCAAGUUUUUGUCAGAGGUUUUACCUCCUGAUAAUGUAAUGACCGAUAGCUUUUAUAGCACAAAGAAGUUAGUGAGAAAUUUAGGUCUACCGGUUGAGGUCAUUGACUGUUGCACAAAUGGAUGCAUGUUAUUUUGGAAUGAAGAUGUUCAUCUUACUGAUUGUAAGAUAUGCGGACAUCCUCGAUUUAAGAAACUAAGUGGUAUUGCUAAUCGGAAAAAAAGUAUACCUUUUAAAAAGAUGCAUUAUUUUCCGAUUACACCACGUCUUCAGCGACUUUAUGCCUCAAAUGCAACGGCAAAGCAUAUGAGGUGGCAUGGUGAACAUGAAUGGGAAGAAGAUGGUAUAAUGCAACAUUGCUCAGAUUCUCCAGCUUGGAAGCACUUUAAUGAGGUGAAUCCAUUAUUUUCUUCUGAGAUUCGCAAUGUCAGAUUGGGUUUGUGCACCGAUGGAUUUCAACCAUUUGGACAAACAGGGCGACAAUAUUCAUCUUGGCCUGUAAUAGUGACACCGUACAAUCUUCCACCCGGUAUGUGCAUGAAAGAUGAAUACAUGUUCUUGGCGUUGAUCAUUCCUGGGCCCAAAAAUCCAAAAGAAAGGUUGGAUAUUUUCUUGCAACCUCUAAUUGCGGAGCUAAAACAGCUGUGGGAGUUCGGUGUGAACACAUAUGAUAUAUCAACCAAGCAAAAUUUUCAAAUGAAAGCUGCCCUAAUGUGGACGAUUAGUGAUUUUCCGGCAUACUCAAUGUUAUCAGGUUGGAGUACAUCGGGGAAGUUAGCAUGUCCUUACUGCAUGAGUGAUUCUGACGCAUUUACAUUGACUAACGGCGGCAAGACAUCAUGGUUUGACAAUCACAGAAAAUUUCUACCACUAUGUCAUCAAUUUAGAAGAAAUAAAAAGUGGUUCAAAAAAGGAAUUAUGGUACAAGAAGUAGCCCCUGAUAUUAGAUCUGGUUUAGAAAUACUUGAUGAAAUUGAGGAUCUUGGCCUACUUAAAGUAACAGAAAUUGAUGCGGAAGAAGUAAAUGCAGGCAUCUCAAAAUUAUGCGGUUGUGGUUGGAAAAAAAGAAGUAUUUUUUGGGAUUUGCCUUAUUGGAGUACUAAUUUAAUAAGGCACAACUUGGAUGUUAUGCAUAUCGAGAAAAACUUCUUUGAUAAUAUAUUCAAUACAGUGCUAAAUGUCCCGGGUAAAACAAAAGACAAUGCUAAGUCUCGAGAAGACUUGAAGGAAUUCUGUUGUCGCCCGGAGUUGCAUAAAGAUGAAAGCACUGGAAAAUAUCCAAAGGCUUCUUUCACUCUAGACAAAAAAGAAAGGGAAGAAUUAUGUAAUUGGGUUAGAGAACUCAAAUUUCCUGAUGGAUAUGUUUCCAACAUGGGUCGAUGUGUUGAUAUGAAGAAAUUGAAAUUUUACGGGAUGAAGAGCCAUGAUUGUCAUGUGUUUAUGCAAAGACUUAUUCCAAUCGCAUUUCGUGAAUUACUACCUGCAAAUGUAUGGCAAGCGUUGACAGAAUUGAGUCUUUUUUUCAAAAGCCUAACAUCUACAGUUAUUAAAAGGGAUGAAAUUGAGCGUUUAGAGCGAGAUAUUCCUACGAUUUUGUGCAAGCUUGAGCGUAUAUUUCCUCCAAGUUUCUUUGACUCAAUGGAACACCUUCCUAUUCAUUUGGCUUAUGAAGCACGAAUAGCGGGCCCAGUCCAAUACCGAUGGAUGUAUCCUUUUGAGAGGUACCUUCGUAGGUUGAAAAAUAAUGUGAAAAAUAAAUCUCAAGUUGAAGGUUCAAUUGCCAAUGCGUACUUAUUUGUUACGGAUUUGACUUUUUGUCACAAAGAUUUAGGAUUAUAUAAGAGGAUAAAAUAUUUAAAAUCAAUAUAUAUAGGACUAGGAUAUCUAAACCCUACUCGGUACGGUAAAAAUAAAUUUGAAGAACAAUACUUAAACUUCAUACCUCCUUGUUAUCGGUUCGACCCGACCGACAAGGAUUUAAUUGAUUUUUUAAAUUUUAAAGUCAAAUGUCUUCCCUUACCUCCCAAUCCUAUUCACGUAGAAGAUAUUUACCAGUACCAUCCUCAGAAUCUCACUGAGAGGUAUAAGCUGAUAAGAGAAAAGGAGUGGUACUUCUUUUCACCAAGAAUUAAGAAGUAUCCUAAUGGAGAGAGGCCCGAUCGAUCGGCCAGCAACGGAUUUUGGAAAGCGAGCGGAGCUCAAAAACCGGUUUCAAACUCCUUAGGAUUCAAGAUGAAACUUGAAUAUUAUGAGAACAAAAAUCCAAUUCUAACAAAAAAGAGGAAGGCUACUAUUGAUUACAAGAAAACAACUUGGAAAAUGCAUGAAUAUACUUUCAAACACCCACACCAAGACAGAACCAAUAUGCAGUUAGACGAAUACGUGCUUUGCAAGAUAUACAAUUCUAAGAAAGCAAAGAAGCAAGAGAAUUAUAAAGAUGGAGCAGAGGCAGACAAUACAAAUUCCAUGCCACAAAACAACGAAAUAGUUGCAUGCACUUCAAAUUCAGCUGCAACAAAUUAUUCUGCACAUCAAAUUACGCCACGGAUAGAUCCGUAUUUACAUGAUAACUCGGUUGGACAAUAUGUCCAACAUUCAGCUGAUAAUUACGGGUGGCUACCUUCUCCUUCACAUGAUAAUUAUUUCUGGGAAUUCAAUAGUUGUAGCUACAAUGCACCAAACCAGAUACAAGAUUCUUGGUGUUAUAAUAGCAAUGAAUUAAUUCAACCCGUCAAAUUCGAAGAUGAGGCUUGGUUUGAUAGCUGCAUGGAGAUGGAUCCAGAAUGCAAUAUUGACACAAACAAUGAUGAAGCUUCUUCAAUGCCACUACUAGCUUCGCAGGUUGCGGAUCGUGAGAGUGAUAACGGUGAGCUUAAUCAGAAGAAUGAAGCUACAUCUGACACUGAUCUACGUCUCAGAAAAGAUCCUAAAUAAAUUCAUAAUAUAAUGCAGCCUCAUCGAUGUUUUAA